Gasterosteus aculeatus aculeatus (three-spined stickleback) is the source of this 2276-nucleotide messenger RNA. RefSeq lists its product as uncharacterized. NCBI's taxonomy places the organism in Eukaryota, Metazoa, Chordata, Actinopteri, Perciformes, Gasterosteidae. The record is from RefSeq and is a predicted model, not a curated record.
AAGAAGAAGAAGAAACAGAAAAAAAGCAAAAACACGAUCCACGAACCCCGCGAGAGAACCGUUAAUCUCGUGCGCGUUUAAUCUGUGUCUAAGGGAACAACUCCUCCGAGAAUAACCGCGCGACGUGGUCACAUUCGCGGCGGGAAACCGGGGGGCGAGAAACCAUGAGCGGACCCGCCGAGCCGCCCGAGUCACACGCGAGUUCACCGGGCGAGGAGGAGGAGGAGGACGCGGCGGUGGAGCGCGCCAUCGAGGCGGCUCUGCGCGCCGCGGUGCGCGCGGUGCGCGGCGCGUGCGGCCGCAGGGUGCGCGUGUUCCAGAGCAUGGUGGCCGACAGGGACCGGGAGAUCUGGAGGCUGGAGGGCAGACUGGAGAGGAGCGAGCAUGAGCUGAGGCUGCUGCGCGUGGAGCUGCGCCUGAGGCACGCGCAGCCGGGGGCGCGCGCUCCUUCCGGCGAGACGCAGCUGGAGUUCGGCGAGCCGGUUUCCGAUAGCGAGAGUCGAGAUGCCACAGCGCCCACGCCGAUUCCCAAAGAGGGCAGCGGCGCGGUGGGGGCCUUUCCCCGCCAACACGAGCAGACCGAGACGCCUUCGUGCGAGGGUGGGGGAGCAGCCGGAGACCUGCCCUCCCUUAUCAAAGAGGAAUCUUCUGACAUGGAGACGGGCAUCAAAUGGGAGCUGUGUGAGGGGACUUUUCUGGAUGAAAAUGAACAUCUGCACGCGGGGAAACCUGCAAAAGAAACGGUGGAAGAUGACAUGGCCACUCUUAUCAAGGAGGCGCUGUGGAGGUCCACACCAGCAGUGCACACGAAUGAGGACGCCUUACACGACAACGUGAUGCCCACCCGGACGGACGACCUCGCCGACGUACUCGAGCCCAUUCAAACAAGGAAGCUUCGCGCACGUUUGAAAACUCGGAGCAGCGCGAGCCACUCAAACACGGAAGACGCCCUCGCGAGCUGCCCCCGGGCGCUGGUGCAGACGCAGUGGGUGGCCCCCAGGCGAGGCAGAGCCCGUUCCUCUCGGGGCUCAUCCGGAAGCCUGGUCCCCCCUCCGCCCGAUAGGGAGAGCUCCAGCUUCCGUGGACAACUGAACAAUGACUGGCACUACCAUUUCCAAGUCCCCUGGAGCACGCUUUCCACCACGCUCAGCAGGAAAUUAGACAAUCAGGAGCGGCCCACGGCCUCGGAAAGGAGGGAGAUGAUUCGCAUCGUCGCCGCCGAAAUCCUCUACGUGUGCAAAAACCCGUCCAAGAGGCACCUCGAGGAAGUUGCACGGAAGAUGGUGCUGGCUUACCCGAAGUCCUUCACAGACAUCAUAGAGGACGAGGUCGUCGGAAGCGGGUACGACUCUUUAACCAAGCAACUUCAGUACAGGGUGGAGAACUGCAAGCGGAAGACGAUGUGGGAAAAGCAGAGACGGCCUCCGGGGGGCGGCGGCGGCGGCGACGGCGCGGCACGAAAAAGGAAGCGCCGGAGGAACUCUUACGGCUGUAUCCAGCAGGAACUUGGGCCGGCGCGCGUGGAAGCGCAGAAGAAGAAGAAGAGGGGCAUGCAGGAAAUGUUCCUGAAGAGCGAGGGGAGCGCCGAGCGAGUCGAGCAGUGGAUGUCGGACACCUUCGCGUGUCAGAGGAGCGACGUACGCUCGGGUAUGGACACGCGCGCCCUGAAGGGGGAGUGGCCCUACCUGUUCUCCCUCAGCGGCAUGAAGGCGCACUUCACACAAUUGACCGGCGUCGACAUCGACGAGGGCUUCGAGGACGCCAUGGCCAAAAAAUUCGCCAGAGUGCUCGACUACUUCCGGUCGGGCGGAGCCGCGGGCCGCGGGCCGGAGGGCCGGGCCGGCGCCUGCGGGGCGGUGAUGGCGCUGCUUUCGCACUUCAAGGAGGAUUCCGCCAGGAUGCUGCACGUGGCGGACGCGGCGGACGGCGUGCGGACGGAGCGGCUGCCCGCCACGCCGUGCAUUGUGGCGUGUGGAGCGAGUCCGUUCUCUGCGGCAGCUUUCAUGGUGGCCGUGGACCAGGAGGUGAUACUGGAGGACUUGGCGAGCUUCACCGACGCGCUGAUCGCCAUGUUCGUCUGUUAUUUCGUCUUCGAUCUGCCGUACCCGGCGGACGUAGCGGUCACGAUGGAGUUUCUUCAAAGGUGCAUCUUCAAGAUCAACCCCGACAAGGGCUCCAAAGUGGAGGUCCAGGAAAAAAGAAGGAACAACGCAGUGAACCCGAAGGUCCUAACCCUUAUAACUCGCAUUUCGGACUUUGAGUGGGAUGCUUGAUGG